UAUGAAAUAUAGACAAACAUUUAGAGUGAUUAUAAAGCAUCUUAUAAACCAUGACUUAUUCCUGGAGAGGAAAAUGCUUGAUGAUAUAGUCUGGUAGUUCCGUAAUUCUUUCAAACCGGAAAUGGUGAAUUCUUGUUUUAAUUUUAGUGGAGUGUUACCUUACAUUUUCAAAAAUACGAAUUUACAAUGAAUGCUCCGCCAACUUUCGAGUCAUUUCUCCUCUUUGAUGGGGAGAAGAAAAUUGAAAUCGUCAAAGACACGAAGGUUCCAAAUGCAGCUAUGUUUACAGUAAAUAAGGAGGACCACACAUUGGGGAAUAUGAUAAGAGGACAAUUGUUGAAAGACCCUCAAGUGUUGUUUGCAGGCUAUAAGAACCCCCACCCCUUAGAGCACAAGAUUGUUGUGCGGAUACAGACUACCUCAGACUAUAGCCCUAUGGAGGCAUUCACAAACGCAAUUACAGAUUUGAUCUCAGAAAUUUCAUUGCUCGAAGAAAGAUUCAGAGAUGCAGUUAGGGAAAAACAAGAGACUGAAUGAAGAGAAAACUAUUAUUUUAUAUUUAUGGAUAUUUUUAUACA
Messenger RNA from Owenia fusiformis, 578 nucleotides. NCBI's taxonomy places the organism in Eukaryota, Metazoa, Annelida, Polychaeta, Sabellida, Oweniidae. The record is from the annotation of a GenBank genome assembly.